Molecule: messenger RNA, 12357 nt
Organism: Ahaetulla prasina
Lineage: Eukaryota; Metazoa; Chordata; Lepidosauria; Squamata; Colubridae
Gene: TRPS1
Product: transcriptional repressor GATA binding 1
Exons: 8
Coding region: 432-4316 (1294 amino acids)
Biological process (GO): regulation of transcription by RNA polymerase II
Cellular component (GO): nucleus
Molecular function (GO): zinc ion binding; DNA-binding transcription factor activity; RNA polymerase II transcription regulatory region sequence-specific DNA binding
Source: RefSeq, a predicted model, not a curated record
UUCCUCCUCUCUCUCCUCCUUCCUUCCUUCCCUCUCUCUCUCUCUCUCUCCCCCCCCUUCCUCCCUCCUCCACCUCUUCCAAAAUAAUCCCAAGAUCAACUCUUGUGGCAAACAACAGAAAGACGGUUCAUGGCGCAAGCGGCGGUGCCACCAUCUUUCCAGGCGCUGCGAUCAUUAUUGCUCGUAUUAUUGCUGAUUAAUCAACAGGACUUAAUCUGAACCAAAAUUUCCUCCCUGGAAUUUGAUUCGGUGCCAGAUUACAAUCUUGGAAAUAUUUAUCACGGAGAGUUACUAUGUGCAGAUCAGCUCUCAGAAUGUCUUCUGUGUCUGCUGUGUAUCUUCUAAGCCAGUUGUGUUAGCCUUCCAGCUAAUUGACUAAUAGAAUUAAUAACAGUAAAAACAAAACACAACAAAAAGCAUUGUAGAGCCACAUGCCUUAUGAAGUCAAUGCUGGGUAUGAUUUUACAAAUAUGGUCCGGAAAAAGAAUCCCCCUCUAAGAAACGUUGUUAGAGAAGGAGAAACAGAGACCCUUCAGUCGCCAGGUACAGAAAGUGACAAUACUGAAAGAAAAGAAGAAUUUUCUGCCGGUCAGAUGCAAGACAACACUGAGUUGGGUGAGGCUGUGGAGCAAAAUGACGAGGACUUUUGCACGCAUGUCCCAGAGCCAUCUCUCAGCUCUAAAAAGGACUUGAAAAGCUCUACGACGAGUGAAAAGUCUGGCUUCAAUUAUGAAAGCCACAAUAAGGGAGGAAAUGUUCCAUCCUUCCCUCAUGAUGAGAUGACAGACAGAAAUAUGCCGGCCUUCUCAUCUCCAGCUGUUGGGGGAAUCUCUGAGUCCUUGAAGUCUCCUCUCAGAUCAGAUGCAGAUGACACCCAGGAUGUAGCCUGCAACCUGUCAGUAGAUCUGACGGAGAAAAGCGAAGAGACUCGCACGUCACCAAAAUCUAUGGAUGAAACGAUGCACGUGCAAAGUGGUCAAGCUGAGGGCCGGGGUUCAAGCCCAGCCUCAUUGGCCUCAAAAAACCCACAAGUGCCUUCAGAUGGGGACUUAAGGCCAAUCAAAUUGAAAGCAGAUUUGUCGGCAAGUGAGAACCCAGAUACGGCGCCUCUGUCUCCAGAGCUUCAGGACUUCAAAUGCAACAUCUGUGGCUAUGGUUACUAUGGGAACGACCCCACAGAUCUUAUAAAACACUUCCGCAAGUACCACCUCGGGCUGCACAACCGCACCAGGCAGGAUGCUGAGCUCGACACUAAAAUUUUGGCUCUCCACAAUAUGGUGCAGUUCAGCCAUUCCAAAGACUUCCAGAAAGUCAACUGUUCUGUGCUAUCAGGGGUUUUGCAGGACAUCAGUUCCCAAAGGCCUGUUUUGCUAAACGGGACUUACGAUGUGCAGGUAACCUUAGGUGGGACCUUUAUUGGCAUUGGACGCAAAACUCCAGAUUGCCAAGGGAACACCAAAUAUUUCCGCUGCAAGUUCUGCAAUUUCACCUACAUGGGCAAUUCUUCAACGGAGUUGGAACAACACUUCUUGCAGACCCAUCCGAACAAAAUCAAGGCCUCCCUUCCUGUCUCUGAAGGUAGCAAAACCACAGACAGAAACUCGAACAAGUCCAGUCCUACUGUUCGAUCGGGUGAGAUGGGAGAUUUGGUGAAAUGGCAGGACAAGAUCACCAUCAGAUGUGGAGAUGACACUCCAGUUGGCUAUUCGGUGCCCAUCAAGCCUCUUGAAUCCUCAAGACAAAACGGUACGGAUGCCUCCAGUUACUACUGGUGCAAAUUCUGCAGCUUUAGUUGUGAAUCCUCCAGCUCUCUCAAACUGUUAGAACAUUACAGCAAGCACCAUGGGGGGAGCCAGGCAGGGGGCCCUCACCCAGAUCGAAAUGACAAGCUCUCAAGGGGGUCAGUCAUUAAUCACAAUGACAUAACCAAAAAUGCAGACGGAGAGUUAGCGACAAAGAGCGAGAAGGGCUCUAGCGUGGCCAAAAAGAAAGACUUUUCCAGCUCAGGAGUGGAGGACCACGUGGUGACAAGCUACAAUUGUCAGUUUUGUGAUUUUAGGUACUCAAAGAGCCAUGGCCCAAAUGUAAUAGUGGUGGGGCCUCUUCUUCGUCAUUAUCAGCAGCUACACAACAUUCAUAAAUGUACUAUUAAACACUGUCAGUUUUGUCCCCGAGGCCUCUGUAGUCCAGAAAAGCACCUUGGAGAAAUUACUUAUCCUUUUGCUUGCAGGAAAAGUAAUUGUUCCCAUUGUGCUCUCUUGCUCUUGCACUUGUCCCCUGGGAUGCCAGGAGGCACCAGAGUCAAGCAUCAGUGUCACCAGUGCUCUUUCUCCACCCCUGAUGUAGACGUUCUCCUGCUUCACUAUGAAACCACACACGAAGCCCAGGUGUCUGAAGUCAAGCAAGAAGCAAAUGCCCUGCAAGGGGGGGAUGGACCACUGACUGUCAAAGAAAGCAAAGAACACUCGUGUACCAAAUGUGACUUUGUCACUCAGGUAGAGGAGGAGAUUUCUCGACACUACAGGAGAGUCCAUAAUUGUUAUAAAUGCCGUCAGUGCAAUUUUACAGCGCUUGAUACACAAUCCUUACUGGAACACUUCAAUACUGUGCACUGUCAAGAAAUGGACAUCACCACAGCCAAUGGGGAAGAUAGCCAUGGGAUGGCGGCUGCUCUCAAGGAAGAAUCCAAAAUUGAUCUGAAGGUUUAUAACCUGAUCAGUUCAGAUCCAAAAAUGGGGGAGCCCAUCUUGGAGAGUGUAGUGAAGAAGGAAAAGAUGGAGGAAAAAGAAGGAUCGAAGGAGAAAGGUUGGCCUGAUGGGUCUAGUGAUGAUCUUCGUGGUACAACUUGGAGAGGAGUGGACAUUUUGAGAGGAAGCCCAUCCUAUACCCAAACAAGCUUGGGCCUUCUGACCACAGUGUCUGUUGUUCAAGAGCAGCCAAAGGCUUUGAGAGAUAGUCCAAAUGUAGAAGCUGCUCAUCUCGCAAGGCCUGUUUAUAGUUUGCCUGUUGAGACCAAGGGAUUCCUGCAUGGCAUGCCCCAAGGAAGCGGAGAAAAAUCUGGACCACUUUCUCAGCCGUAUCCUGGAUCUGCUGAUAACAAGUCAAAGGAUGAAUCUCAAUCCCUUUUACGGAGGCGUAGAGGCUCGGGUGUUUUUUGUGCCAAUUGCCUGACCACAAAGACCUCACUCUGGCGAAAGAACGCAAAUGGAGGAUAUGUCUGCAAUGCGUGUGGUCUCUACCAGAAGCUUCAUUCGACUCCCAGGCCUUUAAACAUCAUUAAGCAGAACAACGGUGAGCAGAUCAUUAGGAGACGGACAAGAAAACGCCUUAACCCAGAGGCACUUCAGGCUGAGCAGCUAAACAAACAACAGAGAGGGAACAGCGAGGAACAAGUCAACGGCAGCCCAUUAGAUAGGAGGUCAGAGGAUCAUUUAACCGAAGGUCAUCAGAGAGAAAUCCAGCUUCCCAGCCUAAGUAAAUAUGAAGCCCAGGGUUCAUUGACUAAAAGCCAUUCCGCUCCUCAGUCAAUACUGGUCGGGCAAUCUCUGGAUAUUCAUAAAAGGAUGCAACCUUUGCACAUUCAGAUAAAAAGUCCUCAGGAAAGUUCUGGAGACCCAGGCAAUAGUUCCUCUAUAUCAGAAGGAAAAGGAAGCUCAGAGAGAGGCAGCCCAAUAGAGAAAUACAUGAGACCUGCUAAACACUUAAACUAUUCACCACCCGGAAGCCCUAUCGAAAAGUACCAGUACCCACUUUUCGGACUUCCGUUUGUACACAAUGAGUUUCAAAGUGAAGCUGAUUGGCUGAGAUUCUGGAGUAAAUAUAAGCUGUCCGUUCCUGGGAAUCCACACUACUUGAGUCAUGUGCCUGGCCUACCAAAUCCUUGCCAAAACUAUGUGCCUUAUCCCACCUUUAAUCUGCCUCCUCAUUUUUCAGCUGUUGGAUCUGACAAUGACAUUCCUCUAGAUUUGGCGAUAAAACAUUCCAGACCUGGGGCGACUGCAAAUGGUGCCUCUAAAGAGAAAGCUAAGACAGCAUCAAAUGUAAAAAAUGAAGGUUCCUUGAAUGUAGUUAAAACCGAGAAAGUUGACCGAAGUACUCAAGAUGAUCUAUCAACCAAGUGUGUGCACUGUGGCAUUGUCUUUCUGGAUGAAGUGAUGUAUGCCUUGCAUAUGAGUUGCCAUGGUGACAGUGGACCUUUUCAAUGCAGCAUAUGCCAAUAUUUUUGCACGGACAAGUAUGACUUCACCACUCACAUCCAGAGGGGCCUACAUAAGAACAAUGCACAAGCGGAAACGAAUGGCAAACCGAAAGAGUAAAAAUAAAAUAAAAUAAAAUAAUAAAUAAAAAAAACCUUAGCACUUAGCACAAUUAAACAGAAAUAGGUUUCCUUGAUGGGAAUUCAAUAGCUUGUAAUGUCUUAAGCACUUCAUAUAGCAAGCAUGCCUUAUCCAAUAUACAAUCUUUUCUUCUUCCCUCCUUUUGCUUCAUACGAGCAAACUAAAAGUUCUUAAGAAAGACAAUUAUUAAAAAAAAAAAAGGAUGGCAGCUGGAAUGGGGGAGGGGUAAAGGAAUCAAUCACUUGGGACCCAUCCUGCAAAAAAAAAAAUUAUAAAUAAGAAAGAAAAAAAAUCUAUACAAAAGACACUAUAUCAGGGAAGGUCUCUUUGCAAAACUUAACCAGGCAAAAUAAUGCUUUUGUUCUUGUACGAGAAACAUAGCUGGCUAGAAUGCAAAGAUGUAUAAUGCUGAAGCAGGUGUACAGUACACAUAUGCACAUUGUAUAGUGAAAUGGACUUGUUAAAUAAACUGAUGCCCAGAAAUCUAGUAGUAUUUUUUUUCUCCAUUUGGGUUCACUUUGGCCUUAUUAGAACAUCCUCCUGCCACAGCAUUUCUACAAUCUGGAAGGCAAUAGGGCUUUUUGUUUGUUUGUUUGUUUGUUUGGUAUGGUUUUAUUCUGUUUUGUUUUCCAGUUGUCUCUUGUACUAAGCCAGUGGGUAGCUGUUGUUGGAUCCCCUACGACAGAGCCCUUCAAUCGUUUUUUUUUUUGAGGUCUAGCGCAGCAGGAGCACUGCUUAUGCAAUAGGUUGAAGACCAGGAGCAUUCAUUUUCAGCCACAGCUGUUCCUUCCCUUUCACUCUGAAAUCAAGUAAAUAACGAAAUUCUCAGGAAAGAUGGAAGUAAAAUUAUGGGAGUCUCAGAACAUGAUCUUUUAUGCCAAGAAGACCUUCUUUCCAGGCUGCUUCUUAAGUUUUAAAGGUGGCGAGAAAGCCCUUCAUAAGAGAAAUUCACUGAAAUUCAGCUCACAAGUAGAUCUGGGGAUUGCAAACUACGUCUCAGGAGAUUGUGGAUGUAAGAUGCUUUUGGCCAAAAUAUAGGGAAAGUACUCUGUUUUCUGAUCUCUCUCUUAUACGAAAGCUACUUUAUGGACUUGACAUUCAUAGUAUUAAUGCUUGACUAACUGUUCUUUCAAUUUUGCUUCAGGUAGAGUGUGAAACCGAUUUUUCCCAGAAAUCCUUAGAUUGUUUAUAUGCAGUGGUCAGUUGCUUCACCAGACUUUACUCCGGCUUUUGGUAGUAUUUGCCUUCAUGGCCAAUCUUAUUUCUAAUAUUUUUGAGAGCAAGAUAAUAAUGACGAUGAUAAUAAUAAUAAUAAUAAUAUUAAUAAUAAACCUUUUGUAAAAUUAUUCCAUGAAGGGAAAGCUCCUCAGCAUAACUGCUCAGGGAAAUAGGGCUAAAUAAUUAAAUAUUCAGUCAUUGGUUCAAGGUGCUGUUAGACAAACCUUCACAAAUGUUGCAAGAAUCUAACAAAGGGUGGACUUCAAAUCAAUUUCGUUAUCUUGGCCCAGGCAGUCCUCUUGUUGUUGUUGUUGUUGUUGUUCUUAUUUUCUUAAAGGGAUAUUACAAGAGAUAUUACAAGCUACUGGAUGUACUGUCAGAUUAACUUAUUUCAUUUAAGAAGUUGGGAGAACAAAUAGGAAAAAAAACUUAUUUUUCUAGUAAAUAUUAAUGUAUUACAUUUCAAAUAAUGGUGCCUGACAUAUUGAAUAAUUAUUUUCUACAGUGUACGUAUGCAACAAAGAUAUUCCAUCAUGCAUAAGAUUCAGCGCUGGCUCAGCCUCGCUCUGUUUACAUUUGCAAAUGUAGCAAACAAGGUAAUGAAGCAACUUUCUAUUGCAGUAGGUAUCUUUGAUUUGUGCGCGUGUGUGUGUGCAUUAAAAUUGUAAACGGUAACACGAAAUGAAUGGACUUUGUUGAUAAUAAUGAUAUUUUGGGGGGGGGAGAAGAAGAAGAAGACAAGACGGCGAAGACGAAGAAGGAAAUGAAAAUAUUUUUAUGCCUACUUAGGAGGAAGAAAAAGAGUAGCACUAUUCAUUCCAAGUACUUUUUGUAUUCUUAAGAUCUUAACUCACAUUGUUAUGCUUAAAAUGAUAAACAUAUAUCCUCUUUUUAUUGCUUUGUCUAUGUUUCAGCUGAAACAUUUCAGAGAUUAUGUCAAGAGGUGCCAUCUGACUGCUUGGCACACAAGUUUUUAAUUGCAUUCUGUACUAGCAUUGCACUCCAUUUUUACCAUAUUACACCGUCGCUACAUGUUUUCUUGUUUUGUUGCGCUGGGGCUUUAUUUUUAUUUUAUUUUAUUUUUUUUGCAUUGCACGGUCUUAGUCUCUUACGGUUGUGGAGUAUAAUUGGUUCCUAAAUGUCAUUGCGAAUGAAGAUCAAAAUGUCUGAUAUUCCAUUCUUCUUUCCCACCUUUCUCUUUAUUUUUUAUUUUAUUUGAAUUUUUUCUAGGGAUUUCCAGGCUCGGUCUCCAAGAUAGGAACUUAUGCGGAAGGUCCUUUUUCUGAGUCCAUUUACAGGCUAUUAUUCCCAAUUAAAACUACCCUUAAAAUGAUUUAGACCCAUAAUUUCCUAAUCUAGAAAAGGAGCAUUUAAAUGUAUAGGGCAAGAUAAAAUGGAGAGAAGUCACCCCAGUUUAGAGUUUCAAGACUAGAAUGUUAAGAAGAAUUAAAACUAGCAUUUAUUCGCUAGGGGCUCAAUUUGUAGAAAGUAAAUGGGGCCUUGUUUAACUCGUAUCUCAAUUUAACUUCUCAUUAAGCCACCUAAAUGCAAAAUCUAAGGGUGUAGUUUUAAAUGUACGUACUAAGGAAUAAAAGCUUCACUGAACACAGUGACAUAAAUUCCUGCAUAGGAUUGUACCGUGUGUGACCAUUAUAAAGGGUAAAUUACUGGGAUCCAUCUGGUUCCUUCUGAAAUUCAACACAGCUUUUGGAAAACAAAAAUAGGGCAUUCACAACAUACCACUACCAACUGGUACCAUCCAUAGUUUGCAAAACAUAGAUGGCAAUUUGACCUACCAUGAAUUGCAAACCCCAUGAUGAUAGCAAUUACCCAUGGCUAUGCCUCUAAAAUUUGUAUUGAAAGCAAACAGCAGGAAACCUCAGUCUGCCUGAGUGACAGUCCUAUAGCUGGUUUCCAAAGAUCUGGCUGACCUUGGCAGUUUUUUAGACCCUACAUAGGGAACCUGUGAUGAAAGUAAUUCCUCCACUUAAUUAAAGUGAGUCUAUUAUUUGAUACCAAGGCUAAGGAUCUUCUCUUGUACCCUUUCUUCAACUAUAACUGUGUAUCUGGGAUUAUUAGUCCACUAAAAGGCCACAAGACAGAUAAUGCGUUGCAUUUCAAGGAAUAGCAAUGUUCCUUAUAUUCACAGUCAAGAAAGAAUGGCCUUCCACAUUCUUUCUGAAAAUCAUCUACUUUAGGACCUUGAAGUAUAUAUCAUUUUUCUUCUCCAAUAUUUAUGGCAGUGGCAGGAUUUGAAAUACACUCCUUUUUUUUUUUAUUUUUUACAAUUUGCUCUUGUUUCAUUAACAAUAGAAAUUGUAUUAGGUGGUGAGCCAAAAAUUAAAAUGCCCCAAAUUAAUCUGAAUCACGAUUUCCCUUUUUAAAAAAAAAAAAAAAAAAAAGGCAAUUACUUAAAGAUAAAGAUAUAUUUGAAUGCAUAAUAGGAAAUGAAAUAAGCAUUUUAAGGCUUUUUUUUAAAAGGCUAUAAAAUAUGCAUUCCAUUCAAGGAAAUUAGAUAAUACAUAACUGCAGUCCGCUCAGGACAUUUCAUUAAGAAGGGUGAGAGCUUGCUGAUGGUGGCCCACUGCAGUAUGCCCCCUUCAGGUUUUUCAUUGAAUAUUCAAUUGUCAUUUAAAAUGUUCUCAAAUUUAUUUUUAUGACCAUGAAAGGAAUACAUGCUAUUAGUAUUCUAACUGUAAAAAAAAAAAAACCAAUGCAUUCCACAUUGUAUUUUUCCUAGUGAAAUAUUGCAAAGGCACUGACAGAAUUGAAAUUCCAUUUCAGCUAAAUUAAAAAAAAAAUACUUAACCUAAUUAAGUAGCAUACUUGGGCUAUCUCUAGCUAUACUUAUAUUUUGGCUGUCCUAGGAUGAUCUCUUCCAGCUAUAGAUUUAAUUUUCCACCCAUGGAAUUGCUCCUCAAAGAGAAGCUGUUUUAAAGCGAAAAUCUUGGGGAGCUGAAUAGAAUCUAAGAUCUUUUAUGUUCCUUAUCUUAACAGUGGACCACUAAUGCUGGAUGCAGACUAAGGCAGUUGGAAAUGCUGCUACCAUCUAAAAAGAUCCAGAUGCUUUUGCACAAAAAAAUAGAUUUGUUAUUGUAGAUGGAACAAUGUCUGUUGUAAUGCAUAACCUUUGUCCUUUUUUUUAAAUUAAAAUAUUAAAUAGCCUGAUCCAACUUGUCUAAACUGAUAGAUUUUUUUGGUGGGGAUGAAUGGGGGCUUAGAUAUUCUACACACCAACACUUUCUUUUUUUACCCAUGUUCCCUCCAAUAUAUUAUGUAGAGUUAUGUUGCAUAUUUUAGAAAAGUUUUGUUUCACAGUACUGGAAAAAAAAUGCUAUAGACAUAUUUCUUUACAUUAGCUAACCUAUUCUCAUGCUUUAUGCAAAUUGGUUUUCCCUUCCUUUUCUUCUCAUUACAUCCUCUGUGUUGUAUUAAAAGUGUUCUAGGAAGUCCUUGAAUCUUGCAAAGUAAGGCCAAGAAGCAUUGGAUGGAAGCUCGUCAAAGAGAAAUCCAACCUGGAAUAAGGAGAAAUUUCCUUGAAUAUUACAGAUUAACAGAGUUGGAAGGGACUUUGUAGGUCAUCUAGUCCAACUCCCCUCUCAAGCAGGAGACCCUACACCAUUUCUGACAAAUGUCAGUCCAAUCGUUUCUUGAAAGUCUCCAGUGAUGAAGCUCCCACAACUUCCGAAGGCAAGCUGUUUCAUUGGUUGAUUGUUCUCACUGUCAGAAAGUUCCUUCUCAUUUCUAGGUUGAAUCUCUCUUUGUUCAGUUUCCAUCCAUUAAUACUUGUCUGGCCUUGGAAAAUAGCUUAACCCCUUCCUCUCAGUGGCAGCCUCUCAAAUAUUGGAAAACUGCUAUCAUCUCUCCCCUGGUCCUUCUCUCACUAGACUAGCCAUGCCCAGUUCCUGUAACCAUUCUUCAUAUGUUUUAGUCUCCAGUCCCCUAACCAUCCUGCUUUCUCCUGAAAGGGAAAAAGGUCAAUCAAUGGAACAGCUUGCUUCCCAGAGUUGUGGGUGCCCCAUCACUGGAGGUUUUCAAGAAAGAAAAGAUUGGACAACCAAUAGUAUAAGUUCUCCUACCUUAGGGAGUGGGUUGGACUAGAAGGUUCUUUCCGAUCCUAUGAUUCUAUCAUGGGUAUCAUAGCUAAGUUUGAUUUCUAUCUCUUUGAACUUAAUUAUGCCUAAGUAGGGUCUCAUUGUCAAAAAAGUAGUUUAAUAAUGGAUGGCAAUGACAGAAGCAUCCUAUUCAUUGAAAAUGGUAUAGAUCUUUGCUUUAGAAGAUCUAUAAGACAUCCAAAAGAAUAAGCUGGAUUGCCACUCCUGUAUCUUUUAUGAAACUGAGCUCUAUGGACAAUAGCACUUAGACUUAUAGACCACUUCAUAGUGCUUUUACAGCCCUCUCUAAGCAGUUUAACAAAGUCAGCAUAUUUGGGUCCUCAUUUUACCAACCUCAGAAAGAAGGAAGUCUGAGUUAACCUUGAAUCAAUAGUUAUGAUAUGGACCUCUUGCCCAGUUUUAUGCUCAGUUUUCUAUUGCCAUUAAGGUCUAUAAUUGAGAGACCAGGAGUGACAAUCCACAUUAGACAAAUUAUAGAUCAUAGAAUAGUUUGAAAAUAUAUAAAGGACAAAAAAAGGUUCAACACUACAUUUUGUAUAUUUGAUCUUGGUCAUUACGAUUCCAACUAGCUGGUUCAGUUUACCAAAUAUUGCAUGUUUAACAUCUGAAUAAAAAUGCAAACUAAAAGCUUAAAGUGGAAAUAUUUUCCCCAAUAGCUACCCAAUUAAUGGAAAAUCUUUUUUUUCCCCUUCACAAAGACCCAUUUUCUUGUCUAAACAGUUGAAUGACAACAGCUGUCACUUUGUCAGCCAAAAAUUAAAAUAAAUAUUUGGACUAAUAAGAUGUUUGAUGAGCUCUAAGUAUGCAGUGAAAGAUAUUCCAAGGACUUGAUAGGUAUUGGAGGGAACAACUGAGCCCAAUAUGAUUCUUACUCAUACAGACACACAAACACACCUGAAGAGACAGAAGACAGAGAGAGAGAUAAUGCAGUAUAAGUGCAGUGCCAACUAAACAAAUCUCAUUCCCAUACACACACACACACCCUUUAUCCCCCAAGAGGUUGUUUUAUCUGGAUUUCAUACACCUGAUUAUAUCCAGUUUUAAUUAUUGAUAUGCCAAAGAUUUUGGAUAUUUGCUUAUUUCCUAUCAAUGGGGCAUAUCUUGCCCAGUUUGAAAAGGAUUUAUUCUUUCAAUUUUUCCAUGAAAUGAAGAGUCAAUCUUCAGUGCAGUUUCCAUUCUGAUUUAUAGGAUGUAGACUUUCGAACAGGUUCUUUCAUGAAGCUGGUGCCAUCUAGAGCAGGGGUCUCCAACCACAACUAACUUGUGGACUUCAACUCCCAGAAUUCCUCAGCCAGAAAAGUUAGCUGGGAGUUGAAUAGAAUAGAAUAGAAUUUUUAUUGGCCAAGUGUGAUUGGACACACAUGGAAUUUGUCUUGGUGCAUACGCUCUCAGUGUACAUAAAAGAAAAGAUAUCUUCAACAAGGUACAAUGAUAGUCAUACUUAAUGAUAGUCAUAGGGUACAAAUUUAACACUUAAUGACAUAACAUUAAUGAUAGUCAUAGGCUACAAAUAAGCAAUCAGGAAACUAUAUCAGUAUAAAUCGUAAGAAUACAAGCAACAAAGUUACAGAAGUCCAGAAGUCUUAAAAUUGCCAAGGUUGGAGACCCCUGCUCUAGAUGAGUUAGAACUAAAGCUCUCAGAAACAUCAUUCAAGGUUGGAAAAGUCUUCCUUUGCUUACAAAGGAUAUUUUCUUUCCCUAGAAGAUCACGUUGAUAUGCAGGAUUCUAAAUACACCAUAUUGAAAUAUUGUAUCCAUAUUUUUUUCCUCUAACAACUAAAAGGAUUGUAUGCAAGAUAAUUUAAUAACCACUUUCAAGGAGAUAACUAGAGUAAUAAAUACCAUAGAGAAGGGGCAAAGCCUAUCUGGCUGAGAUGAAUUACCUAAAAAUCAGAAGCAGCGAGCCCAAACUAAACCUAUCUAUGCUUAAAUGCCAAAUUGUCAAGAAAACAUUGUGUUCUCAGCUACCGCAACCCAUUGUUACAGCCUGGUGGCCUCAUCUCUCCAAAAAUGCCAGAGAUUACAAUGAUACGGUACUUCGAACAGAAAACCCAAGUUGCAAACUUCUCCAUAGCGCUAAUUGAAAUGAUACACAAAGAUACACCAUUUGACUGUAUGAGCCUCAUUAAAUUGAAUGGAAACUGAGCUAGGAUGAACUAGCAGGCUUUCAGUAGAUUGUGUCCCGUGGCAUAAAUACUCCAUAAAUACUCCAUCCUUCUCUCCUUAUUCUACUCUGGUAUCUAAAAUCCUCUGCCCCCGCUAGAUUCAUGGUAUGAAUGCUUCUCUCCUUUUCUAAGUAUAUUCUGAUUUGCUGGAGUAAGCCCAUCUCAGAAUAUUGCUGGUUUUAAUGUAAUACGGUAGCAAUAUUCAAUAAUGGAAGUUUCAAAUAUUUUCAAGGAUAUUUUUUUUAAUGUAGGACUGAAUCUAAAAUGCUCAUCACUGCUCUAGCCUAUAAAAUAGAACAGUAUUUUGCUUUCGUUUGUAUUUUCUGUUUCUGCUUCCUUCCCUCCCUCCCUUUCUCCCUAUUCCCUCUCUCCCUCCUAGCCAGUCUUCAUAUUGCAUGUUCAUUUCUAUUCACAACCGUGUUCCUGGUGUAUUUCUUAUGCAAACAAUUCUUCAGGCAGAAAAAGAUGUCUGUUACAUCUAAACUUGAAUAAUAAAGUUUUACCACCAGUUAUAAAAAAAAA